Molecule: messenger RNA, 1506 nt
Organism: Fusarium sp. VM40
Lineage: Eukaryota; Fungi; Ascomycota; Sordariomycetes; Hypocreales; Nectriaceae
Source: the annotation of a GenBank genome assembly
AUGACACGCCGCACAUACAACAUCGCCAUGGUUAGCGACUUCUUCUUCCCGCAACCAGGAGGCAUCGAGUCUCACAUCUAUCAACUCGCCACAAAGCUCGUCGACCGUGGCCACAAGGUCAUCAUCAUCACUCACGCCUACGAUGACCGGAAGGGCAUCCGCUAUCUCACAAACGGCGUCAAGGUCUACCACGUUCCCUUCCUCGUCAUCUACCGCUCCGCCACAUUUCCUACCGUCUUCUCCUUCUUUCCUACCUUCAGGAACAUUUGCAUUCGCGAACGUAUUGAGAUUGUGCACGGUCAUGGCAGUCUCAGCAGUCUUUGCCAUGAAGCUAUCUUGCAUGCCCGCACAAUGGGGUUGAGGACUGUUUUUACCGACCACUCGCUCUUUGGCUUCGCUGAUGCAGGUACCAUUCUCACGAAUAAGCUUCUCAAAUUCACCCUGAGUGACGUUGACCACAGUAUCUGUGUGAGCCACACAUGCAAAGAAAACACAGUGCUUCGUGCAUCUCUUGACCCUGUCAUGGUCUCUGUGAUACCCAACGCCGUUGUCGCAGAAAACUUCCGCCCCAAGGACGUUCCAGCUUCACCCUCUCCCCAAACCGCUUCUUUCGGUACGGAAGUACCCCUCUACCCUCUACCACAGCGUAUCAAUCCUCGCGACCCUAUCACAAUUGUUGUCAUCUCCCGUUUGUUCUACAACAAAGGCACUGAUCUUCUCAUCGCCUCCAUCCCUCGCGUGCUUGAGAAUCACCCAAACACCCGCUUUAUAAUCGCAGGCUCUGGCCCGAAAGCUAUCGACCUUGAGCAGAUGAUUGAAACAAACGUCCUUCAAGAUCGAGUUGAAAUGCUUGGUCCAAUCCGCCACGAAGAAGUUCGCGAUGUGAUGGUUCGAGGCCACAUUUAUCUCCAUCCGUCUCUUACCGAGGCAUUCGGUACAGUCAUCGUGGAAGCCGCCAGCUGUGGGCUCUACGUUGUGUGUACGCAGGUCGGUGGUAUUCCAGAGGUUCUUCCCUCGCACAUGACCACCUUUGCCAAGCCAGAAGAAGACGAUAUUGUCCUUGCCACAAGCAAAGCCAUCAGCGCCAUGCGCGCUGGCAAGAUUCGCACUGAGAAGUUCCAUGAGCAAGUCAAGAAGAUGUACUCGUGGCAGAAUGUUGCUCUGCGUACUGAGCGUGUUUACGAUGGUAUCUCAGGAAACAUUCCCGAAGAUGAGUUCUAUGGUGUUGAUACCUCAGGCUACGGCAGCCGCAUUCGGCAUUUUACCCUUAUUGAUCGUCUAAAACGCUACUACGGAUGUGGUAUCUGGGCUGGCAAACUCUUUUGUCUUUGUUGUGUUGUGGAUUACCUCUUCUUUCUGUUCCUCGAGUGGUGGUUCCCAAGAGACAACAUCGAUAUUUGUCCAGAUUGGCCACGCAAGCGACCCGCCGACGAUGAUCUGAGCUCCAAGAAGGGUGCACACAGCAACCGGUCGAGCACAUCGCAAGGAGCUCCUAAACUGGAGUGA